AUGCCGCACUCACCAGCCUCUGAUGGUCCCGCGGAAUCAGAGCUAAUUGAAAACAAAAGCUUACACACCAUGCUGCAAGAUCUUAAGGCAUCUCUAAGAGCUGAUUUCAGUCAAAUGGCGACAGAAUUGUGUAGAAACAUUCAUGACGAGGGAGGCCGCACCAGCAACUUGAAAACCAAGACUGAGGAGCUGUGCUCCGCUCACAACGAAGUAGUGGAUAAAUUGCAAAGGCAAGAGGAAGAACAGGCUGCAAUGCAACAGAAAAUGGCAGAUAUGGAAGACAGAUCGCAACGCAAUAAUAUCCGCUUUUGCGGAAUAGCAGAUACUAUAACAGCAGAGGCUCACCUUGAUAACACUGCCUAG
Molecule: messenger RNA, 363 nt
Organism: Pelobates cultripes (western spadefoot toad)
Lineage: Eukaryota; Metazoa; Chordata; Amphibia; Anura; Pelobatidae
Source: the annotation of a GenBank genome assembly